AACGAGAUGUUUACAUCAGAUCUUUAUGCGCUCUGAUACCAGUGUGUCGUCUUAAAUCUUUAAAUAUAACACAAUAUUAAAAUGUAAUUAGAAUAGUGUGUCCGUUUGCUGUUAUUUAAUCAACUCUUCCGCCAGUUAAAGUUAGACAGCAGUUUAGCUGUCUGGCUUGAAAUCAGCGUGUUAGCUUCAUAGCUUAGCAUAGUAAAGCUAGUUUGCUUGUUUUCCAGUUUAUUUAAACUUAGAAAAUGUUAAAAGUUCUAAAAGUGAAAAUUCUUUUAAUUGGCCCUAGUGAGUGUGGGAAGACCGUGUUGGCCAAUUUUCUCUCUGAUACAGUGGAGACAAUCGUAACCGAUUACAGUCCUACACAGGGAGUCAGGAUAUUGGAGUUUGAGUCGCAAAACCUGGGAAGUCUUACCAAAGACAGUGCUUGUGAAGUGGAGCUGUGGGAUUGUGCUGGAGAUUUCAAGUUUGAAACAUGCUGGCCAGCUUUAAUGAAAGACUCCAACGGAGUGGUCAUUGUAUUUAACCCAGAUAUCCCAAGUCACCUAAAGGAAUUAGAGACAUGGCACUCGACGUUCAUCUCGUCUCAAAGCCUACAGGCAGGACAGUGUCUGCUCGUAGCACACCGCAAGCCUGGUACUGGAGCAUAUACAUCACGCCCUCAGCUCGCCCCUCAGUUGAACAAGCUGCCUCUCAUUCAUUCCAACCUAGAGGAAGACCCUGAAGGGGUGCGUCAGGAGUUUGGCACGUAUCUGGGAAACGUUGUGCAGAGCUUGCUGGAAAGUCGCGAGCGUGAGGAGAUGUCCAUUAUAGCAUAACCACCACUUUUAUAUUCAUAUAUAAUUAUUAUUUUUUGAGACUGUAUUAUACACUGAUGACAUGUCUGUCUUCUGCAUCUGUAGCGUUUUUGUUUUUUAUCAAAAGGUAAGAAUUUCUGCUUUUUCCAUCUAGUGAGAAAAGAACAGGCUGAAGGGAAACUCAAGUUCAUAUUGAAAUAAAAUAUGCAAAUAUACAUAACAGCCGUUAUAGAUCGAAGGAUAUGUUUGUGGAAUUUUAUCUGACUUUCCAACCCUGGAGCAAUACAUUAAAAUCAAACCCAUUUACUCAAUUUUUACACAUGUAUCCUUAGACAGUCAGAGACUCAACAUUUUUAACACUUCUAAUACAGAUUAACAGGCUAGAGAUUUUGUCACUGUUCUAUUACAUAGAGUUUUUACAAUAUGUUUCUCAAAAAUCAAUUUCUGAUGUGUUAAGGAUUAAAUGUCUCUUUUUCGCAAUAAAAUUAACGAAUUUCUAAAAUUCUUUAGAGUGCCAGUGAUGCACACAACAAAUUCAGCAGACUGUUGGUGCAGUAAGUUAAAAUAUGCUAAAUAUCCUUUAAAAUAAUUUGUCUGUCCAUUAACUAGUUAUUCUAUAUAACUGGUCUCGUGGUAAAUAUAUAGAUGUUUCAGCUGUAAAUAAGGUAAAUUGUGUUCAAGAUCUCAGCCUCAACAUACUUAAGUAUGUGAAGUUAUGUUUUAAUGGACCAAAUAAAAGUUUAUUAUGAAACCCACCAUCCAUCAACAUACUGAAUGUAAAUAUAUACGGACGGAAAAAUACUGAGUAAAUGUAUUUUUUCCAACAAUACAUAUUUAUUAGUUCCUGGAAAUAAAAGGCUUAGACAAAGAGGAAACAAGCAACAAGGACUGUCCACAUUUACACAUCAUAUCCUACAAUGCCUCCUUUUCCAAUGAUCUCGCCAAUGUAGAACCACAUCAGAACUUCUGUAACGACCAAACCGUUCCUCAGAGCGUCCUGUGGGAACAAGUGAGCUUGUUAAUGAUUGUUAAGCUCCUAUUCCACAGUAAGAUAGACAUGGAUUGAUUUCAUACACAAUUACAAUUCCAAGCAGAACACUUACCACCCACUGGGUAAAGUGAUUAUCAAUGGAAUCAAAGGAAGAACAAUGAAAUGAUUUACCCAAAGUACAGCACUUCGUGUUUAUGCUGUUUUAAUUUGGCACCUCAAAUAAUUUAAGCAUGUCAAAUAUCAGUAAAAGGAAAAAGGUGUUUUCAGCUCAUUCUCACAUUAAGUGAUCAUGAUGCUGGGAUGCACUGGACAGACACUGCAUGAUUCUUUCUAAAAGCAUUGUGAUGCAUUUUAAGUUAGCUAAUAAAUCCAACAAGGUACUACAUGGGGUAAAGUAUACUCAUAAUGCACUUUGUUGAGAACAGGCAGGAAGGUUUUCAUUUCAGACACGGGGUCACUGAAACAACUGGUUUCCAUUUCUUAGCCCCAGAGGUCCAGUGAAAAGACAUUAGAAACACUACUACAGAAAUAAUUGCUGGAUAUCAAGCAUGUUCCAGCUUACAGUCUAUAAAAUUGUCAAUUGGGAAAUUGUGUAAAUUUGAUUUUUUUUAACAAACUACACCUUAAUUUACUCUUUACAGUCCUCCUCCAUAAGAGCACACAUGCAUUUCCCCAGCAAAACAAUAUGUCCAUGUUUAAACUAUAAACUAAAUAAAACCUUUCGAUAACACUA
Messenger RNA from Tachysurus vachellii, 2521 nucleotides. It is a transcript of the gene ift22, whose product is annotated as intraflagellar transport 22 homolog (Chlamydomonas). Gene Ontology annotation, biological process: intracellular protein transport. Gene Ontology annotation, molecular function: GTPase activity. NCBI's taxonomy places the organism in Eukaryota, Metazoa, Chordata, Actinopteri, Siluriformes, Bagridae. The record is from RefSeq and is a predicted model, not a curated record. The transcript has 5 exons. The coding region runs from base 246 to 818 and encodes 190 amino acids. Gene Ontology annotation, cellular component: endomembrane system.